Zychaea mexicana is the source of this 1738-nucleotide messenger RNA. RefSeq lists its product as uncharacterized. The record is from RefSeq and is a predicted model, not a curated record. The coding region runs from base 264 to 1682 and encodes 472 amino acids. The transcript has 10 exons. NCBI's taxonomy places the organism in Eukaryota, Fungi, Mucoromycota, Mucoromycetes, Mucorales, Lichtheimiaceae.
GUUCUCUCUUUCUUUGUUGAACCCUAUUUUAUUGUAAGACGCGGUAUGCUCAACCCACGAUCUGAUUCCGAGACUAAGCGUAAGCUGGACGAUUUUGAGGAUGAGUGGGAAAGAGAGGCUUCCUCAUCGACACGACCGGAACCACCCAACGAGUUUGCAAAACUUGCCAUAAUCCUGGAUACACAGAAUGAGCAGCUAAAGUAUGCACAAGUGCUGUCCGUAAGAACAACAGCAACAAGGAAAACACUGAUGAACUCGUGUAAAUGAGCCCUGAAAUACCAACGUAUUCACCCCUCUUUUUCUUUUCUUCAAGUAAAACGUGUACGACGUUAGAAGCCAAACUCGCCGCAUUAAAAACUUCGUUGCUUGACGUUGACCAGGAACUCAGUGAUGAAAACUGCCGAAUGGAUCGUCAAAGUAUCGAAUACGACAGAUCGCUCUUUGCAACACUAGAACUCGCGCGAAAGAUCUUUGCGGAGGAUCAUGACACAGAACAGCCAUCUCUUUGCGGUGAUACACAUGGUUUCAACGACUACUUGAGUGUUGAUAAACGCCUCUACGACAACUUGAGCCACGCACUUUCAAAAUUACGCGAUCAAUUGCCGUUCCUGGAAGCUAAUAAUAAUGCAACGAAUGAUGCAGGCGAUGCUAUUGAGAAUUUGGUAGCAGAUUAUAUGCGCAAUGAACUGUCCCACAUCAAAACCAAAGCACAGCAGAAAGGAUUAGAAGCGCGAGUUCAGAGUCUUGAAAGGGAUCUGAAGAAACUGAAAGGCCUUCCGCAAGUUAUCCCGAUACUCAAAUCCAGCAUUGAGGGAUUUGGGGACACUAUCAAAAAGGAAGCAGAAGAGCAGCGGAGGAUACAACACCGAGAUAUUGAGCCGUUAUUGUCAAAACUCGCUGAUGCAACCAUCAGAACACCAUUGACUAUUGCCAAAACGAGUGAUGACUACGAGCUGCUACAACAUUACUCAGCAAAUCUCGAUGUUCUGCUGGAUACUUUAAAGCAACAACGAGCUAUGCAAAAGCUUGUUAGCUACGCAUACCAAGUCGACAAUCACUACCAUCAACAACGUAUCAGUGUUUUGGAUGCCUUGUCGAGUGAAGCUGCUGAAGAAAAUGACAAUUACAAGCAACUGCAAUCAUCAAUCUCUAUGGACAAACGAAAACCAUCCCUUUCCUCUGAUGCCCAGCUGCGGGAUGAAAUUAUCAUUGCUCAGAUCGACGAUCUGCUAUGUCAAGCGAAACUCGACUCUUUACCAGGAUUACGAAGGAGAUCGUUCCAAGGCUCUUCUAUACUUACCAAGCUCAACGCAAUAUUGCAUUACGAGAAGAAAUGGACAGAACAGUGGUCAAACAAUUUUAACUCUACUUUAGACGCUGCUUGUGCUCUCGAUGAGUCCAAAGAAGGGUUAAUGGAUAGCUUAUACGAGCAUUCUCAUACGCGGGACAACCUGAACAUGAUGCCAUCGUCGUACACGGAACUCCAAAGUGAUCUUGAACUUCGCACCCAAGAAUUGGAGGACACUUUAGCUGAUUUGGAAAACGCUACCAAGGUUGAUGAUAAGUUUCCAAGAAAAAAGCAGCUGUUUUCGACAUUCUUCACCGAUCCGAAUGCAUUUGGCGAAUUAUUACGGUCGUCUCGUCGAGUAUCCCAACCACCACCACCACCACCACCUUCUUAACUGUACAUGGAGCCACCGAUUCAAGAACAAUUGUAUAUAAUAUUCACAUACUUAGC